AUGACUGGCACUAUUUUUGUAACAAAGUUGGUUGCCUUUGUAUCAGGUGUAUCAGCACUGGUGGCACCGGGCUCACUACAUGGCAUCUCUGCUCGAACGGGCGUGCAUGCAUCUCCAACCAGCUUGGAGAUAAACAAGCCCAAUAUCACAUCGAAAUGGAUCGAUGGCAGCAACCUUGUCCAGAUUAUUGAGGUAUACAUCAAUAACACGGACCCAAAGAACUAUUUGACAGAGGCAGAUGAUUUGUCUGUCACAGUCCAAUCCCAGUUUCUGGACACUGUUGUCCCUGGAACACUUAAGCGUCUUGGCCCAAGGCAGGCUGGUAUUGUUCAAAUCGGCGUCAAGAAUAAGCGCAACAUACGUCCCGGCACUCAAUGUACUGGCAAAGUUGUUGCUAAAUACGGCAGCGGGAAGAACCGCAAGCAAGCUACCCAAGCAACUUCUGGAACUUGCGGCUUCGCAGACUUCGUGGCCACGGAAAAGAGUGUCAAUUCUCAUGUAGCUCCAGACUGGUUCAAUGACCUCAAGUACGGCAUAUUCAUUCACUGGGGCCCAUAUUCUGUGCCAGCUUAUGGAAGUGUUGGUGCCAAUGAAAAUUAUGCUGAGUGGUAUUGGAAAUGGAUGCAGGACCCGAAUGACAAGACUCAAACCUAUCAGUAUCACUUGAAGACAUAUGGCAAGGAGGUCAACUAUGAUGACUUCUUUGCGAACUUUAGUGACAAGGGUUUCAAUCCCAGAGAAUGGGUGGACUUGUUUUCUGAUGCGGGAGCCCAGUAUUUCGUCCCUACGACGAAACAUCAUGACGGAUUUGCCUUGUUCAACUUCUCGACUGCGAUAAGCAAACGAUCAUCAAUUCACUAUGGCCCCAAGAGAGACAUCAUCAAGGAUCUUUUUGCUGCUGCCAAAAAGUAUCAGCCCCAACUCAGACUGGGCACCUACUUUAGUAUGCCGGAGUGGUUCAACCCAGCGUUUAAAAAGUAUGGAUUUAGUGCAUGGCCCGGCGGCCCAGCACAUAAUCCGUACACAGGAGAAGAGCUCCCUUACACUGGAUUUGUAGAAGUGGAAGACUUUGUCAAGGACAUUCAGCUGCCUCAGAUGAGAACCUUGGCCAACGAAUACGGCAUUGACAUCAUGUGGUGUGAUAUUACGACUAAAGGGAACAAUGCCACCAUUUUCACCUCCGAAUGGAUGAAUUCAGCCCGCAAGAGCAAGCGACAAGUAACAUUUAACGAUCGUUGCGGGAUACCGGGAGAUUUCAGUACCCCUGAAUAUGAGACUAAUGAGGAUACUGUAACUCACAAAUGGGAGGCCAGUCGAGGCAUGGAUCCGCACUCAUACGGCUACAACGCGCAAACACCUGAUUCCGCAUAUCUCACAGGCGGGGAGAUCGUGAAGACUUUGGUUGACAUGGUGAGCAAGAAUGGCAAUUUCCUUCUUGAUAUUGGACCUACGGGCAACGGGUCCAUUCCGCAAAUCAUGCAGACGAACCUGCGAGACGCCGGAAAAUGGAUUAAAUCUCAUGGAGAGAGCAUUUUCAAGACUCGUUUCUGGACAGUCAAGCCUGGAAGUGAUCCAUUCCGCUAUACCACGGCAAAAGAUGCCUUUUACAUUCAUCACAUUGGUAAACCGCCAAGCAGCUUGGCUGUCAAAGACCCUGUUCCUUACUUGCCUGGUGAUAAAGUUACCGUGGUAGGUGGAAAACAGAAUGGAAAAAAGGUCCCGGUUUCGUGGGACGGUGUUGGAUCACUCAAGCUUAGUCUGGGAGAUGAUGUUAUUUCUGGAGAUGAGUACGUUUGGACGUUCAAGAUCCAGUAUGCGUAG
This is a messenger RNA of Pochonia chlamydosporia 170, 1821 nucleotides long. Its product is annotated as alpha-L-fucosidase. Gene Ontology annotation, biological process: glycoside catabolic process; fucose metabolic process. The coding region runs from base 1 to 1821 and encodes 606 amino acids. The transcript is spliced from 6 exons. Gene Ontology annotation, molecular function: alpha-L-fucosidase activity. Lineage: Eukaryota; Fungi; Ascomycota; Sordariomycetes; Hypocreales; Clavicipitaceae. Gene Ontology annotation, cellular component: lysosome. The record is from RefSeq and is a predicted model, not a curated record.